This is a messenger RNA of Corythoichthys intestinalis (scribbled pipefish), 1535 nucleotides long. RefSeq names its product inosine-uridine preferring nucleoside hydrolase-like. The transcript is spliced from 8 exons. Lineage: Eukaryota; Metazoa; Chordata; Actinopteri; Syngnathiformes; Syngnathidae. Gene Ontology annotation, molecular function: hydrolase activity, hydrolyzing N-glycosyl compounds. The record is from RefSeq and is a predicted model, not a curated record. Bases 64 to 1020 code for a protein of 318 amino acids.
GGAAGGGUUACUUCCAUACCGAGGUAGUUUCAAUCUGUCUUACAAACUUGCCCAGCAGAUAAAAUGAAGAGACUGAUCCUUGACGUGGACACUGGGGUGGAUGAUGCUCAGGCCAUCAUGAUGGCCCUGGCAGCCCCCGAUGUGGAAUUAAUGGCUAUCACCUGCACCCACGGCAAUACUCCCCUAGAGAACGCACUGAAGAACACCCUACGUGUCUUGAAAAUGUGCAACAGGCUAGAUAUAAAGGUCUACCCUGGCUUUGAGGAGCCCUUACUGCCAGGCAACAAAAUACACGCGGGUGACUUUCACGGGAAGGACGGACUGGGGGACGCCCCAGAUCCUGAUGCUCCAGGUCUGGAACUGGUACAGAAGACAAACGCUGUGGAUGCCAUAAUUUCCAUUACCAAUCAAAAUCCUGGAGAGGUGAUCCUAGUCUCAACAGGACCUCUCACCACCCCGGCCCUUGCCGUCAAAAUGGAUCCUUCCUUGCCUGCCCGAUUGAAGGGCCUCUACAUCAUGGGAGGCAACAUAGAAUCAAGAGGGAACACAACUGCGUGUGGAGAAUUUAACUUUCUGGCUGAUCCUGAGGCCGCCUACAUUGUGUUAGAACGCUAUACGUGUCCCACUACCAUCGCCUCCUGGGAGUUCAGCUGCAGGAACAGCUUACCAUGGACCUUCUGUGACACCUGGCUAGCUCAAAAUACACCGAAGGCUCGUUUUAUGGAGACCAUCUAUGCCCACACGCGUAAGAUGGUUCAAACAGAUCGGUAUCAAAAGGAACUAGUGUCAGGACCUGGGUUCAACACAUGCGACACCUACGCUGUUGCUGCAGCCAUUGCGGACAAUUUGGUGACGGAAAGUGAGAAGGUGGCCGUGACAGUGGAGUUAGAGGGAAAACACACCAGAGGCAUGAUGGUCCUGGACUACAUUGAUGUGUUGCACAAGGAGCAUAAGGUCACCAUCUUGAAGAAAGUGGACCUUGAGGUGUUCAAGCAACUUUUGAUGAAUGCACUGAAGUAGAAAAGGCCAUCAUUUUAGAAUUUUGGAAGAUGUCUACAUUUCUGGCUAUAUUUCUGGGGGGUGGGUGGGAGUUAGCAUGCCUCCCAUAACUUCUGUAUUGAUAUUGGUUUCCAUUUCAAUUGUGUUAGACCUUUGUAUGGAAAAUUGGCUUCCCCUUGUUGAGCUGCCCCCUGAAUACUUGGCGAUUCAGAUCUCAAGCUAAUAAAAACACUUUUGGACACAUGUCCCAAAAAUUGCCUUCAGUAACAUAAGCAUCACCUCAGUUAUUCCCCAAAUCUGCAGCUUUAUUGCAAUUUUUAGCUUGUUCCGUUAGAGGUCGCGUUUGGGACCUAUAGCUGAAAAAUUUUUUACUCACCUUUACUAUGUUUCUAUGUUCAAUGAAGCAAUCAAUCUAUUAAUCAUUCAAUAAAUAAGUAGAUCCCAUUCCAUGAGGGAAUUACAUUAGUCAUAAUAAAGUUUUUAAGGCCUUGUCAUGUGACUCAGUUUGUUAUAAUGAGUGGAAUGGAAGAAAUAAA